GCUACGGGCAUAAAAAGUUUGCAGUGGCGGCCCGAACAAACUUUUGGAGAGAAAGAGGGAGGGGGGCGAAAAAAAACAUUAAGCGCGAUUAGAAGCGUGAGAGAAAAUGAGCGACGCCGAAGCACAGGGCGCUCAACCGUCGGCGCCGGCGAACGACCAGCCGCAAGUGGAGAGGAAAGUUAUAGCCACUCUGGUCCAAGGCACGGUGAAGUGGUUCAAUGUGCGUAACGGCUACGGCUUCAUCAACAGAAAUGACACCAAAGAGGACGUGUUUGUCCAUCAGACAGCGAUCAAAAAGAACAACCCCAGAAAAUUCCUGCGCAGUGUUGGAGAUGGAGAGAUUGUGGAGUUUGAUGUGGUUGAAGCGGCUAAGGGCUCGGAGGCCGCCAACGUGACGGGGCCGGGGGGUGUCCCAGUCAAAGGCAGCCGCUACGCUCCAAACAAGCGCCGCUUCCGCCGCCGGUUCUUCCCCCGCGGCCCACGCCCUGCCGGGGCUGACCAGGACAAGGGGCCAGAGGGCCCCCCCACCUCAGAGGGCGAGGGGGGCGGUGAGGGAGGCGGGCCGGAGCAGCAGUCCGUCCCCCGGCGACGUCGCCCUCGCCGGAGACAGGACGGACUGGCGGAGACGGAGGCAGGCGAGCAGAAGAACGGGGCGGUGGCGACGGCCGGGGACCUGCCUGCCCAGCAGAGACCCCCUCCCCGGAGGUUCAGACCCCAGUACCGCAGGCCCUUCCGCCCCCGCCCACCCCCGGGGGAGCAGCCCGCUCCCCCAGAUGGGCAGGAGGGGCAGACCAACGGGACGCAGAGGCCCCGCAGGCAAUUCACCCGCCGCCGGCAGAGGAACUCGGAGUCCUCCAGUCAGCCGCCCAAGGAUGGGACAGACAAGCCCUCAGCAGAUCCCAGCUCACCUCCCCAAGCUUCCAAACCUGCAGACCUUAAGUCUUCACCCAAUCCCUCCCCUAAGUCGUCUCCUAAAGAGUCACCAAAAACUGACAAGGUACCUGCCAUGACAGUGACUCCACCCUCAGAGUGAUGCUGUUGGGCUGUUGGAUCAUGUGACCCUUAUGAGAGGUUCCUGGGUGGUUUUUUCCUGGGGUUCGACCAGGGCUGUCUCACCACUCACCCACUGUGAACACUACCCCCUUCCCCCAUAUCCCCCACCCCCCCAACCCUCCCUGACCCUCCCCACCUGACCACCUUGUCUUGUCCGGACCCUCAGCUGGGUAUGUUUUAGGGAGGGGAGGGGAGGAAAGGUGUACAUUUAAAAGUUUAAGGGUGAUGGCAAAUUGAAAAUUACACCGUGAAAGAAAAAGGGAAAAAAAGUGAAAAUGAGAAACCUGCACUGACGGCCAGUUAUACCACGUUCCCCCCAGUUUACGUUGAUCUACCGAGAAUGGGUACGAGUGGUCAGGAUACGAGAGCCAGAACUCUGUGGCUAUUUAAGUUAAGGGAUGAGGAAAAGCCAUGUUGGGGUGGAGGGCUGUAUUUGGAGGAGGGUGACUUGCAUUGAGACCAAACCCCUCCUUGCUUACCUACCGCUCAAGGGAACUAAAAGAACGCCGCCCCCCCAUUUAGUAAUCGAGGCCUGAGCUUGUUAAUUUCCCCCCUUUUGUUUUGUUUGUCUUUAUUUUUGUUUGCACUUUGGAGGGGAUUAUGUGCA
This is a messenger RNA of Megalops cyprinoides (Indo-Pacific tarpon), 1660 nucleotides long. Its product is annotated as Y-box-binding protein 2-A-like. Lineage: Eukaryota; Metazoa; Chordata; Actinopteri; Elopiformes; Megalopidae. Gene Ontology annotation, molecular function: nucleic acid binding. The transcript is spliced from 10 exons. Gene Ontology annotation, biological process: regulation of gene expression. Gene Ontology annotation, cellular component: nucleus. The record is from RefSeq and is a predicted model, not a curated record. Bases 107 to 1033 code for a protein of 308 amino acids.